GAAGCCAUCGCGGCACGGCAGGCCGGCUCGGCGCUCCUGGGCACUCAGUGUCCGCGGAGAGAAGUACAGGAGCGGAGAGGAGAAGACGCUCAACAGGUCCCGCCGCGCCGAUCCUCCGGCCGCGUAACUUUCCGCGGAGCCGAUUGUUCCAGACGCUGGGUGAGCUGUAUGGACCGACAUGAAGAGCCUUAAAGCAAAGUUCAGGAAGAGCGACACUCACGAAUGGAGCAAAAAUGACGACCGGCUCCUAGUGGCUGUGGAGCAGGGGGAGGCCGAGAAGGUCACCUCGCUGCUGGCCAAGAAGGGGGCCAGCGCCGCCAAGCUGGGUGGAGAUGGCAAGUCGGCUCUGCAUGUGGCUGCUGCCAAGGGGCAGGCUGAGUGCCUGGCAGCCAUCUUGGUCCAUGGCGUUGACACCUCAGUGACUGAUGCCUCAGGUUUCAGUGCUUUACAGCUUGCUGCCAAACACAGCCAUCCGGAGUGUGUCAGAAAGCUGCUUCAGAGUAAGUGCGCAGUGGAUGUGGUGGAUGGUUCCGGAAGAACGGCCCUCCAUCACGCAGCCAUCAGCGGGAGCGCCCCCAUCAUUCAGCUGCUGUGUGACUGCCGCUGUCCCAUCAAUGUCCUGGACGCGGAGGGCCGCACGGCCCUGCACCUCUCUGCCUGCCAUGCCCACGCUGAGGCCUGUCACAGCCUCCUGGAGGCGGGGGCCGACGUCAACGCGCGCGACAGGAGCGGCUGCACGGCAGUCAUGUUGGCCAGUGAGAGCAGCAGCUUGGCUACUGUGGAGGUCCUGGUGCAGCAUGGUGCAGACCUGAAGCUGGUGGACUCCCUGGGUCACAGUGUCCUUCAUUACGCCAGCAGUCUGGACCUCCAGACCCUCCUCACCAGUGCCCUCCAAGCGGACAAGUCAGACACGGAUUCCCAGCCUGGCAGAGCUGUCCAGCAUGAUCAGGUGACUCGGGUAAGUGAGGACAGAAGCUCCACCCCCAAAAAACGGAAGGCACCACCUCCUCCGCUUAUGAGCCCCGUUCAGUCUGCUGAUGUAGCUUCUCCACCCUACUUGACCCCCACCCAAACGCCACCAUCUGGCAAGAGCGACACCUCCCAAAGAUUCAGCUACAAGGCAGUCGAGCUUAUUAACGCUGAUCUGAAGGAGGAGGUGGAGAGACUCAGGGAGGAGAAGCUUGUGCUGCUGGAGACGAUCGAAGACCUGAGGCAGAUGGCGGUGCAGACCCAUGUCCGUGUCGGGUCAGAGGAGCAGGCCCAGCUGACGACUCUUCAGGCUCAGGUGGCAGCCCUAUCUCUGGAGAACCAGCAACUGGCAAACACGCUAAAGGCUGAAAAGACUAUGGAGGACUCUCGCCCCAACAGCAUAGACUCCAACGCCUCCUACCACUCUACCCGUACAGACCUUGAGCAGACAGCAGCCGUAGAGGCAGAGGAUGUGUCAGAGGGCUCUCUACUGGAGGCCAACCCCAAGAGAGACGGGGCUAUUAAGGGCACAGCUGAGAAGGAGGUGCAGUGUCUGAGAGAGGAGGUGCAGAGACUCCAGGCUGAGCUAAGGGAGUCCAUGCAAGAGAACUGUGUGCUGAAAUCCUGCCUCCCUCCCUCCUCGGAAAACACUGGAGUGGGAGUGGGGUCGCAGGGGGAUACAUUGGAGUCCAAGGAGUUUCUGGAGGAGGAGGUGCAUGAGCUGAAGAUGGAGCUGGCUCGCGUGCGGACAGAGCAGGAAAGGGACAGAGCCCUGGAGCAGGAGAAGCUGAGGCGUUCUUACAACCAGCUGAUGGAGGCCAGCAGCCAGGAGAAGGCCUUACUAAUGGAGUCUAACAGGGAGGCCCAGGAGGAGAUCACCAUCCUGCAGGAGGCGCUGAAGGGCACUGUCUCUGUGGAGGCAGCUGCCAAGGACUUUGAGGAGAUGAAGGCAGAGCUGAGCCAGGUGAUUGACGGGCUGCAGCACCGCCUGGUGGAGCUCUCGCACUCCUACAGCGAGGCCCACGGGAAGCUGGAGGCCCAGCAGGCCGAGGAGUUGCGGCUACAGCAGCUGGAAAGCCAGCUGGAGGAGACGAGGGCUGCAGGAGCCCAGGUGGAAGUCCGUUACCAGAAGGCGCUGGAGCAGCUGGGCCUGCUGAAACGUGAGGUGGAGGUGCAGGCACGCAGCACAGUGCCCCUGGCCGACCACACGCAGGUGGUGUCCUCCCUGGGCAGCGCCAUCAAGGGGCUAGAGGAGCAGGUGGCGGGCCUGCGGGACCAGCUCACUCGGAAGACCGAGCAGGUUGGGGUCCUGCAGGAGCAGCUGGUGGCAGAGAAGCAGGCGACAGCAGGGGACUCCGCCGGGAGGCAGGCGCUGGAGGCAGAGGUGGCCCGGCUGACGCAGCUGCUGCACGAGGCCCUGCGCAAGCAGGACGAGAUGGCACUGGAGGUGGCGGAGGCCUGGCAGCACCUGAAGGAGGAGCAGCAGGCGAGGCAGAGUCUGGCCAGCAGCGGGGAGCAGCAGAAGGUACAACUGUGCAGCCAGUAUGCAGAGGCCCAGGAAGCCCUCGCCGAGCAGAGGAAGCGCAUGGAGGCACUUCUGAGCUCUGAGCGCGAGAAGAACAGAAAGAUUGAGGAGCUGACCCGGGAGGUGAGCAAGCUGAAGGAGGCCCUCAACAGCCUGUCACAGCUGUCCUAUGCCAGUGGUGCCCCCAAGAGGCAGAACCAGCAGGUGGAUUCGCUGCAGCAGCAGAUCCGGCAGCUGCAGCUACAGCUUGCGGAGUGUAAGAAGCAGCACCAUGAGGUCAUCUCUGUCUACAGGAUGCAUCUUUUGUACGCCGUACAGGGCCAGAUGGAUGAAGAUGUCCAGAAGGCCCUGAAGCAGAUACUGAUGAUGUGCAAGAUGCCCACAGAGACUAAGUGAGUCCCUGGAGGGCGGAGCUGGCACAGUGGAUCCUUCAGACUGAUGGUCCAGUAGAAGGACUGUACCACCUGUCCGCCAAUAUCUGCACUCAAAGUGUAUCCCAGCAGAACCACAGCUCAGCCACAUACAGGCUACAGAACCCGAGGUCUACCCAGACCUUAGGGCAGGAACCAGUGCAGACAUAUGAUUGGCUCAGCCCGGAGUCCCUAUAUACGGGUGGUAAUGGGUCUACAUUGAUUCCAGGCAAUGGUGACUCUUCAUGCUUAUGAUGAGUGUGUCAGUAAACCAGUUAUCAGCUCCCACAUUCCCAGUAACUGAGCAGGGUCGGGAAGUGUGCUGUGUUGCGGUUAUCAGUGUUAAUUGGGUACUUGUGACAUCAUCUUGGAAUCCUUGAAUUUUCACAAAUAAUUUAUUUUUUGACGGUUUAACAGUGCAGCUAAUGUUGGUGAUAUAACUGCAUGUUUUCUUAUUUCACUUACUGUUCUAUUAGAGUUUACAUUUAUGGUAUAUUUUUCCAGUAUGCAUGUGUUAAAGCUGCAGAAACCUUUUAUAAAAAGCAAACGGCAUAGCUGUAUUUUUUUAAAAAUCCAUUUAGACUUUGCAGCAUUUGUAUACGUAGGUAAAGCGACCCGUCUGCCUGCUUGCUACCAGCAGGGGGCGCCAGUUUCCAUCUUUAUUUACAUUCUCUGAUCAGUAGUUCCUGAAUGAUGACGCUCUGAGGGUGGGUCCCCAUGAUGUGGCCUGGUAAAUACCUCCGUCUCCCUCUCAGCAUCUGGGAUUUUGUGUGUUUGUGUUUUUUGAAUAUCGGGAACAGGAAACGAUAUCAGACGGAGCAGCUCUGUCCAGAUCAAACUCCCGCUAUCUUCCUACCUGAACCCAAAUCCUAGCCCUCAAUAGGCUAUCAUCUCUCUGGGUAAGAGUUAAGAUUAGGCUUACUGGAACCUAAUCCUGAACCCUCACUCGACGGUUAUCUCCUUGGGUGUGGGCCGGAUUCUUAAACCUUGUCAAUCCCGGUCUUCCGGGGCUGUUGGCACUUUGCUCCCCGUGCAAGGCUGCAGGAUGGCCCAUCUCCUCAACAUUUUCCCUGUAUCCCAGGCUGGAACUUAAAAGGUAUGACAAGGGCCACCUUCGCCGUGCAGACACCCGAGUCUCGGGUCCUCACACAGUGGGCCUGGCCCCGGGGCCCCUCCCCGGGGUGGGGGGCUUCUAUCUUCCCGAGGAUCACCCUCACAGUUCCCUCCACCAUCUGCAGGAGGUGUUUCGCACUUGUUACCCCAAACGAAAGCACGUGUUACUCCAGGCGUUAAAUCAAAGCAGUUCCCUCAACAUAUGGAAAUGAAUGAGAUGUGUCUCAGUUUAUGGGAAUGACUGAGGUUUCCCCCCCUGUAUUAAAAUGAAUAAUCAUCCCUCUCUGGUAUCAGGGUCCCCGUCUGGUAGCCGACCCCCGUGUCGCUGAGGUGCCAGAGCAUUCGGCUCCAUGGUGCUGGACGAGCCCUGUGUGUUUUCUCAGGGCAGGGAAGCUAUGGGCUGCAUGAUUUCUACUUUGUUCUCUUUUAUAAUGACUUUGUAAUAGAGGAGGAAUUUGUUACCCUGCUUUUCUAAUCGCCCUUUUCAACAAUAAAAGUCUCCAACCCAA
Messenger RNA from Brienomyrus brachyistius, 4526 nucleotides. It is a transcript of the gene rai14, whose product is annotated as retinoic acid induced 14. Bases 179 to 2890 code for a protein of 903 amino acids. Gene Ontology annotation, molecular function: actin binding. NCBI's taxonomy places the organism in Eukaryota, Metazoa, Chordata, Actinopteri, Osteoglossiformes, Mormyridae. The transcript is spliced from 18 exons. The record is from RefSeq and is a predicted model, not a curated record.